Molecule: messenger RNA, 4931 nt
Organism: Cavia porcellus (domestic guinea pig)
Lineage: Eukaryota; Metazoa; Chordata; Mammalia; Rodentia; Caviidae
Gene: Popdc1
Product: blood vessel epicardial substance
Exons: 8
Coding region: 408-1538 (376 amino acids)
Biological process (GO): regulation of membrane potential; heart development; skeletal muscle tissue development
Cellular component (GO): sarcolemma
Molecular function (GO): cAMP binding
Source: RefSeq, a predicted model, not a curated record
AGCAGUAAGUGCACAAAGCCUGCUCCCGAAAUAGUGCCGCUUGCCACUCCGAAGAUGUGCAGAAUCACAAAAUGAAUUAGGGCUACUAACCGGGCUUGGGUUCUUUGCUGUUUAUCGUCAUUUUUGUAGCUUGGUAAAGAUAACAUGUUAGCUUCAUUGUUUAGAGUAGUCUUGCAAACACCUAUUUGAAAACUGGUGGAUAUUUUGGGAUUUUACUAGAACAAGCAGUUUAUGGAAUUAGACUUUGAGGAUCGGAGAGAAAAAUAAUUUCUCUUGAUUUAGCAAGAUUGAUCUGAAAGUUUACCAGCUUACCGGUCCAGUCUGUACCUUGUUAAACUCAUUCGUUCUCUGGAUCAAGGCUGUUCAGUAUAAGCCAUUUAAAUCCAUUAAGCCGUAAUUGAAGUAAGAUGAAGCCAGAACGAUCUGAUCAAUGUUUCAUGACGACAGAAACUUUCAGCAUGAACUAUACGGAGACCAGCUCAUGGGCAGAAUCAACGAUAGGUUUUACACCCGAGUCAGGAAGUGUUGUACCUGUGCCUUCCAAUGGGACCUCUUGUGAAAACUGGCGAGAGAUACAUCAUCUAGUUUUUCAUGUAGCAAAUAUUUGUUUUGCAGUUGGUUUGGUUAUUCCAACUACUCUUCACCUUCAUAUGAUACUUCUUAGAGCGAUGUUGACUCUAGGGUGUACCCUCUAUAUUGUAUGGGCCACUCUCUACCGAUGUGCCUUGGAUAUAAUGAUUUGGAAUUCUGUGUUCCUGGGUGUCAACGUUUUGCAUCUUUCGUAUCUUUUGUACAAGAAGAGACCGGUGAAGAUCGAGAGGGAGCUCAGUGGCAUGUACCGGCGGUUGUUUGAGCCACUCCGCGUGCCUCCAGAUUUGUUCAGAAGAUUAACGGGACAGUUUUGCAUGAUCCAGACCUUGAAGAAGGGCCAGACGUAUGCUGCAGAGGAUAAAACCUCAGUCGAUGACCGUCUGAGUAUUCUCCUGAAGGGAAGAAUGAAGGUCUCCUAUAGAGGACAUUUUCUGCAUAAUAUUUACCCCUGUGCCUUUAUAGAUUCUCCUGAAUUUAGAUCAACUGAGAUGCACAAAGGUGAAAAAUUCCAGGUCACCAUUAUUGCAGAUGAUAACUGCAGAUUUUUAUGCUGGUCAAGAGAAAGAUUAACUUACUUUCUGGAAUCAGAGCCUUUCCUGUAUGAAAUAUUUAAGUAUCUCAUAGGAAAAGACAUUACAAAUAAGCUGUAUUCAUUGAACGAUCCCACCUUAAAUGAUAAAAAAGCCAAAAAGUUGGAGCACCAGCUCAGUCUCUGCGCACAGAUCUCCAUGCUCGAGAUGAGGAACAGCAUCGCCAGCUCCAGCGACGGCGAGGACGGCUUGCACCAGUUCCUGCGGGGCUCCUCCAGCACGUCCUCCCUCUAUGUGUCUUCCCCACACCAGCGAGCUUCUGCCAAGAUGAAGCCUAUCCAGGAAGGCGUGGAAGACGACGAUGAGGUCUUUGAACCUGCGUCUCCAAAUACAUUUAAAGUGCAUCAGUUUCCUUGAUCAGCAUUCAAGUUACCAAGAGGGAAAUUGUCCUGAAGAAACUCUGAACAUACCAGCACUGUUUCAUGGCUUUUAGGCUCUGCUGCUUUCGUCCAUCCAGCCUGGCGGAGUCCGAGGGUCAGAGGUGGGACGGUUACUUCACCUGUCCUUUCGUUGGCCAGCUUUUUAUGUUUUACUGAGCCUUCUGGCUAAAUGUUUCUUUUUAAAGACAUUUUUACAGCAUUUUCUAGAUACAGUAGAUUAUUGUUUUAACUUUGAAAACAGAGUUCUGUCCAUGCGAAUGGCUUUUUAUUUAUUUUUCCAAGUGAUAGCUCAUUUUUCUCCACUGUGGCCAUUUAGAAUUGGGGUCUGUGUGACACUUUCUAUAAAAAUGUUAGUUAAAAUGGAGGCUGAGACAACGUUUAAAAAGCAGGAAAUCUUACACGUUGCUCGGUUGACUUCUUGGGCAAUUUUAGAGAAAGAUGUGAUUUAACUGGUUUUCUUUUGCCCCUGGUCAGGAGCAUUCCUCCGCCAGAUCGCUUUACUUAGUGGCACCAUGUAGAUAGUUUGAUAGUGACCGAACUCAUCCGAGUUUACUCGCCUUACCCCUUUAUUAUGUCGUUCCUCAGCUGGUCUGAAACCCGAAGCUGCCCCGAUAACAAAUGGAAACACUUCUGAGCUCAGAGUCACCUUUCAGCUACGCUCCGCUCCUGUGUGAUGUGGGGCCACGUCGGUCGCCCACACUCUUAGAUGCUUUCUCUUGCGAUAAGUGCCGUGGGGUCAGCUUCACCCCCGGUCUGAUUCUGUGGGCUCAGAUUUUCCCUUCCAAGGCAGAGGUGUCUGUUAAAGUGCACAAGGUACUCAGUGCCAGAGCUGUGGAUGUGAAGCCCGGGUCUCGCCGUGGGUGCCCAAUCUCAGUAUUGCAGGGAGGACCUUGAUUCCAGAAUUUUCUUUUCUAUGACCACAGAAGGGAGUUUUAGGAAACAGUGGUAUUUGCCUGGUGAGAAAUAAGAAUGUAAUUGCUUAAAUCAUGAGUCCAUCUCGUCAGUGUGGCAGUGGCCUGGGCUAGGCCACUUCAUUGAGUGCGGCCCGUCACUCAGCUGUUAGGCCUUGUCCUAGUUUGUUUAUAGUUUCAUUAAAUAGCUAAGAAAAGUUGCAGGUGGGAUUAUCUUCAGGUGAGCUGAGCCAAAGGAAACCUCCUUGGCAUGGGGUAACUUCUGUUAGAGAAGAAAAUAAGCCAGUCUAGGGUGACCUCCUCAUCCUCUGUCACCUUUUUAAAACCCUAAGUUACAUUUCUGUGCUAGGAAACUCAUGCAGACUGGUCAUCCAGCGUUGAUACCUUUACCAAACACUGAUUCAUUCACAUCUGAGUAAAAAGGCUGAUUCACUUUACUGCUGUAACUGCUCCUCAGUUUGCUGAGUGAGGGAUUGGUUUAGAGAGAUGAACACGGUGAGUGAGGUGCCCUUCGCUUUCCCAUUGGAAACCCCCCUGGCUGAGUUUCUGGACUGAAAGUGUAAGAGUGUUAGUUUGUUUUUCUUGAACCAUUAAACUCAGGCAGCCCACUGAGUUCACACAGGCAGAAAGCCAAUUUACAAAAUCACGCUAUCAUGUCAUUAGACAGCACUUGUCUCCCUGAGGAGAAGGUAAUUUUACAUUCUGCGUAGCCACAGUUUUAAUGUUCCUCGAGUCCGUGGGACCUUGGCGUUUGCUUACCCUGUCCCUUUCCCUGGCUCAUCAGACUUGGUCAGUGUUACACAGCUCAGGUCACUGCAGAUGAUCAGCCUGGUUGCAUUUGGAGGUUGGUUUCUUGCGUGCUUGGAACAAACCUGUUUUAAAAUCACUUUGCGAAAAGUAAGUUACCUAAAAUCAUUUACUGUUUCACUGAAAUGUGUGUGUAUCAGUGUCAUGGAUAAUGAAGAUUACAAUCUCAAGGUUAGGAAUCUUAAAAGAGCCACUUAGCCUGAAUGGGAAACAUGAAACCAUUUUUAAAUACACACCUCCAAGGAAGACAGUGCCACUGAGAGAAAAGAAACCACAGCCCACUGAGACGCCCGCCCACCUACACUUGCUUAUGAGGCAGCGAUGAGAAGUAUUUCAAGUGAGAGCUCUCCAUGGGGGACUUUAAACUCAUUUGUACAGCUGUAUCUUUGUAGAACACAUGAAUACACAGAUAAAAACACGUCUCCUGCCAAAGUCUCCAGUGAGACGCUGCCUGCGUUUUUUGGCAUUCACUUAGCUAUGUGAUGAGUGUACACGAAAGGUCUGCAAAAACUAUUCUAUAUAUAAUCCCACAUCUAGCUAACAUCAAGUUGGUUGUAUGACGUUAGGGUGCAGUAUUUAUAUUAGAGUGUGUGUUUAAAAUGCUUUGAAAGCCCUCAUAAAUUUUUGUAUUUACAAAAAGCAUAGAUACUGUAUACAUCCUCAAUGGUAUUUAUCAACACGGUAGUAAUGGGUGCUAUGUAAUUACUUUUCAGUGACCCUCCUUGGCUUUCUGGGACCUUUCCUGUGUGUCACACUAAUUUGGUCUCCUGUGCUUUGCUGCUUAGUGUGUGCACUUGAGACGCCACCACAGUACCUGCUUCUCCUGAGUGUCUGAAGCUUUACUUUCUUAUGACUUGGAGCUGCCAGUUUAUGCUCCCGAGGUCUUACUGUGCCCCACACACAGUCACUUGAGUACUUGGAAAGUAUUUGGGAGACACUGGUGUAAGCUACACACUGCCUGUUGCCAGUGCACCCCAGUAAAGAUUUCAUGCUCAGGUGUGGGGGCUCCCAGCCAGAUGUGUGGCGUGUGAGUCCACCCUACCUUCAGAGGUGAGAGCCCUCCAGGCCCAGGUGCAGCUCCAAAGACUCACUUUAAAAACCAAAUCCCUUUCCUUGGUCAUCUCUAAAGCUGCUUCGCAGGAAACUUGAGCCUGACCUGUCUUGGCUGUUUCUCCCUUCUCUUUCUUCCUGGCUCCCCAAACUCCUUUUCUAAUUAUUACUGAAUGGAUAAUUAAGUGCCACCUACUUAAUUCAGAAUGCCAAGGAUUUGUGGGACCUUGGGCGGGAAUGCAAGGCUCAGCACACUGCUCGCUGCCUCGGUCCUCCUCUUGGGACGAUGCUCUCACUGAUGGUAGCUGUAUUUUAUCACAAAACUCAAGCACCUGUGUGUGUGAGAUAGUGUAAGUGUCAUAUGUUUAAGAAACUUGCUUGUAAGUACCACUUAUAAGUUUUCUGUUAUGUCAGCCUAGCUUUAAAGUACAUGAGAAUUUUAUGAGUGUUUCAUAUAGAUACAUUACAGGAAACUUUCUAGGCAUCAUUUAUUUUGGUAACAUUUACUUUAUAGUAAAGAUCCAUUAUACCUGAAUAAAGCCUUACAGUUUAAAAUAUCUUCAUAUGUUGCCAUUUGAUCAAAUAAAUUUCUUACUCAGAAA